AUGAAUGUGUUAAAACUACAAAAAAAGUUCCCAGUGUUGGAGCAGAAUGAUCUUUUUGGGAUUAUUGAAGAUUUCAGAAACAUUGACUUAGAAGAUAAGGGGUGGGUUGAAAAAAAAGACGUUAUUAACUCCGUUUCUCAAAAAGGAGAAUAUACUUAUGAUCAAGCAAGAGAAACAUUAAAAAAUGUAGAUGUCGAUGCUUCUGGACAUGUGGAAUUAGAUGAUUAUGUAGAAUUGAUGGCUAAGUUGAAAGAAUCGAGAUCAGCGCCUUCAAGAGCCGCUGCUCCUGCUGCUGCUGCUGCUGCUACCGGAGGUGCUAGUGCUUCAAAUGCAUCAACAUCGGCGCCUGUUCCAAGCGCCAAUACCGCUCAUAAAACAUAUAUUACUGGUAAGACUUCAGGUACAACCCAUACUAUUAAUGAUGAAGAAAGAAUUGAAUUUACAAGACAUAUAAACUCGGUUCUUGCAGGAGAUGCGGACAUCGGUGACAGAUUGCCAUUUAGUACUGAAAAUUUCCAAAUAUUUGACGAAUGUCGUGAUGGGUUAGUAUUGUCUAAAUUAAUUAACGAUUCAGUUCCAGAUACUAUUGAUACUCGUGUUUUAAACCUUCCAUCCGCAAAGAAGAAGGUUUUAAACAAUUUCCAGAUGUCUGAAAAUGCAAAUAUUGUUAUAAAUUCUGCUAAAGCUAUUGGUUGUAUUGUUGUAAAUGUUCAUUCGGAAGAUAUUAUUGAUGGUAAGGAACACUUAAUCUUGGGAUUAAUUUGGCAGAUUGUUAGAAGAGGAUUGUUGUCGAAGGUUGAUAUUAAAUUUCACCCUGAAUUAUAUCGUUUACUUGAGGAUGACGAAACUUUGGAACAAUUCUUAAGGUUGCCUCCUGAACAAAUCUUAUUGCGUUGGUUUAACUAUCAUUUGAAGAAUGCAGGAUCCCAAAGAAGGGUUACUAACUUUUCGAAAGAUAUUAGUGAUGGUGAAAACUACACUGUUUUAUUGAAUCAAUUACAACCAGAACACUGUGACUUGGGCCCGUUAAAAGCUUCUGAUUUGCUAACUCGUGCUGAACAGGUCUUGAACAAUGCUGAAAAAAUUGGAUGCCGUAAGUUUUUAACCCCAACUUCUUUAGUUGCUGGUAAUCCUAAAUUGAAUUUGGCUUUUGUUGCUAACGUUUUCAACAACUAUCCUGGUUUAGAUCCAAUUGAAGAGCAUGAAAGACCAGAGAUUGAAGAGUUCGAUGCAGAAGGUGAAAGAGAAGCUAGAGUUUUCACAUUGUGGUUGAAUUCUUUAGAUGUCGAUCCACCUAUUGUUUCACUUUUCGAAGACUUAAAAGAUGGAUUAGUCUUAUUACAAGCUUAUGAAAAAGUCUUACCUGGAAGCGUAUCCUUUAAGCACAUAAAUAAAAAGCCUGCUAACGGAAGCGAAUUAUCUCGUUUCAAAGCCUUAGAAAAUACUAACUAUGGGGUUGAAAUCGGUAAAGCCAACAACUUCUCAUUGGUCGGUAUAGAAGGUUCAGAUAUUGUCGAUGGUAAUAAAUUGUUAACCUUGGCAUUAGUGUGGCAAUUAAUGAGACGUAACAUCACCAACACUUUAGCUCUGUUGAGCAAUGACGGAAAUAAAAACUUAUCUGAUGCUGAUAUAUUGAAAUGGGCCAAUUCUCAAGUCGUAAAAGGUGGGAAGAAUUCUACUAUAAGAUCAUUCAAAGACUCCUCUUUGGGUAAUAGUGUCUUCUUGUUGGAUGUAUUAAACGGUAUGAAACCAGGCUACGUUGACUACGACUUAGUUCACCAAGGUUCUAAUUUAUCCGAAGAACAAAGGUAUGCCAAUGCCAAAUUGGCUAUUUCUAUUGCCAGAAAGUUGGGAGCCUUAAUUUGGUUAGUCCCAGAAGACAUUAAUGAGGUUAGAAGCAGAUUAAUCUUAUCUUUCGUAGGAAGUUUAAUGUGUGUAGCGGAAAAUUGA
This is a messenger RNA of Debaryomyces fabryi, 1950 nucleotides long. It is a transcript of the gene SAC6, whose product is annotated as fimbrin. Gene Ontology annotation, molecular function: calcium ion binding; actin filament binding. NCBI's taxonomy places the organism in Eukaryota, Fungi, Ascomycota, Pichiomycetes, Serinales, Debaryomycetaceae. Gene Ontology annotation, cellular component: cytoplasm; actin filament bundle; actin filament. Gene Ontology annotation, biological process: actin filament network formation; actin filament bundle assembly. The record is from RefSeq and is a predicted model, not a curated record. The transcript has a single exon. The coding region runs from base 1 to 1950 and encodes 649 amino acids.